AUGACGACUAAAAUAGAUAGUCCUCCACCUUAUGAGGACGCAGUACACCAUCCUAAGUAUGGAAACUACCCCCACCAGCCGCAACAUGGCUCCCCUCUUCCACCACCUCCAUCUUACAGCCCCAGUCCAGGCAUGUGCCCUGGCCCGCCUGGCUACUGGGGCCGUGAGGGCGUCUACCCGCAGGCCGGCAUGUGGUCAGCCCCUGGCUUCUCUCCAUCUGGGUUGCCCACCACAAUACCGACUCUGUCUGCUGGAGUGCCUCCGUCCAACUCAGGAGACAUGGAGGAUCUUCUGAGCACCCAGUGGGAAAGCACAUCUAUUCGGCAUGCCUUCAUCAGAAAGGUUUACCUAAUUUUAGCAGCACAGCUUGUCGUCACCUUUUCAGUUGUUGCUGUCUUUACAUUUGUUGACCCAGUGAGGCUGUUUGUCAUCAGAUACCCUGGCAUCUACUGGGCAUCUUUUGUGGUUUAUUUUUUGGUUUACUGCAUUCUCAUCUGCUGCAAAGGGCCGAGGAGACGUUUCCCAUGGAAUCUUGUGCUGCUGGGAAUAUUUACUCUCGCCUUGUCUUACAUGUCUGGAACAAUUUCAAGCUAUUAUGAAACAAAAGCAGUGUUUCUCGCCAUGGGAAUAACAGCAGUAGUUUGUAUAGCUGUCACAAUCUUCUGCUUCCAAACCAAGGUGGACUUCACCUCCUGUGGGGGACUUCUCUGCAUUGCUGCCGUUUUGCUCAUGAUCAUUGGGAUUGUUACAGCCAUCGUCCUUUCCUUCCAAUAUGUCCCUUGGCUGCAUAUGCUCUAUGCUGCAAUUGGAGCCAUCGUUUACACUCUGUUUUUGGUAUACAACACCCAGCUUCUUAUUGGAAACCGAGAAUUGGCCAUCAGCCCAGAGGAAUACAUCUAUGGAGCACUCUCUCUCUACGUUGACAUUGUUCACAUUUUUCUCUUCAUCCUUCAAAUCAGCGGAGCUGCGACUGAAUAA
Molecule: messenger RNA, 978 nt
Organism: Seriola dumerili (greater amberjack)
Lineage: Eukaryota; Metazoa; Chordata; Actinopteri; Carangiformes; Carangidae
Product: protein lifeguard 3-like
Exons: 11
Coding region: 1-978 (325 amino acids)
Biological process (GO): negative regulation of apoptotic signaling pathway
Cellular component (GO): Golgi apparatus; membrane; endoplasmic reticulum
Source: RefSeq, a predicted model, not a curated record